Molecule: messenger RNA, 960 nt
Organism: Drechmeria coniospora
Lineage: Eukaryota; Fungi; Ascomycota; Sordariomycetes; Hypocreales; Ophiocordycipitaceae
Exons: 2
Coding region: 1-960 (319 amino acids)
Source: RefSeq, a predicted model, not a curated record
AUGAGUGCGACAGAACACUACAGCAACGUGAGUGCGAUGGUGCCUGGUGCCGCCAGGAAACGUCUGAGGGAGGAAGAUGUAGUGGCCAGCAGCAACUGCACUGGAUUCGUCGACCAUCCAAAUAAACGCUUGCAUUCCCUGCCUCUUCGGUCCGCUUGCAGAAUUAUGCAGCAAAAAUGCCAAUCCUCCUUCCAAGUGGCGCCACUCACCGAGAAUGCGAACAAGGCGAAUUUUCAAUCUCACCAUGUGCCCUGGUCCUCGCCUCCCGCACCGCCCGCACCCCUGGCGGCAACCGUGCUGGAGCAAGAUACGGAGAUGGAAAUGGCUGACGCCAGCCCCCCUCCACAUAAUGAAGCUGCGGAUGACCGACCGUAUGGGCACUCGGCCGACCAUAUUCCUACACCUGUCGAAGCCAGCAGCGUCGGAACCGCCGUCACAGGCCACAACGCCGAAUGGGCUGGCCGGAACCCACAUGUCACGCAGAUGAAUGGUGUCGUGAAUAUGGGCCACCACCAGACAGGCUUCGCCGAGAGCAGCGUUGGGCAUCGGGCCGUCGGCAGCUAUGGAAACGAGGGCGCCUUCCCAUUGAGCGGACAUGUGCCCUCGCCUCCAUCCGAACCGACCGACUCGCUCCAACUCCAGGCUUUCGACUCCUCAAGCAUGAUGGUGGAUGACGAGACGGCGACUUCAUCUCGAUACACGGACAUGGCUCCAUGCUCCGUCGACCAUGCCAACGCCAUGGACAUUGAGCUGCCCAAAAUACAGCGAACCAGCAGCUCCGAAACCGGCUCUACCGCCUCCUCCCCUGGAAGACGGGGCCACGUGCGGAGCAAGCAUACCGUCAACUCGUGGACCUGGCAACCUGGCAUGACGAAGAGCUUCAGUAUAGGAUACCGCUCUGACUGCGAAAAGUGCCGACUCAAAGUCCCUGGCCAUUUCAACCACAUUGUCAUCUCAUAG